Molecule: messenger RNA, 4199 nt
Organism: Equus caballus (horse)
Lineage: Eukaryota; Metazoa; Chordata; Mammalia; Perissodactyla; Equidae
Gene: SLC16A12
Product: solute carrier family 16 member 12
Biological process (GO): monocarboxylic acid transport; transmembrane transport
Cellular component (GO): plasma membrane
Molecular function (GO): monocarboxylic acid transmembrane transporter activity
Source: RefSeq, a predicted model, not a curated record
UAGGACGCGGGGACCGCGGCGCUUGGGGCCCGGGAAGGGGCCACCGAGCAGGGACGCGGCACGGUGGGUGCGCCCCGGGGCAUGUCCGCGAGCCACUGCCCGGGCUGCAGCGGUCCACGCGAGAUGGCCAGUAACCCAUGUGCCAGGUAGCAUUCUAUGCCCAUCUUGAAUGCCAACAGGAAGUCACUGGACAGCAAACUCUUCCAAGAUCAUAACUGGGCUGUUGGAGUAACUUGGAACAGAAGAAAAAAGAAUCAAAACCAUGGCAAAAGCAAAGAGAGCUCGGUCUACCGCUCCUCCGGAUGGAGGCUGGGGCUGGAUGAUUGUUGUUGGCUGUUUCCUUGUUACCAUCUGCACCCGGGCAGUAACCAGAUGUAUUUCAAUUUUUUUUGUGGAGUUCCAGACAUACUUUACUCAGGAUUAUGCACAAACAGCGUGGAUCCAUUCCAUUGUAGACUGUAUGACCAUGCUCUGUGCUCCUCUUGGGAGUGUUGUCAGUAACCAUUUAUCCUGUCAAGUGGGAAUCAUGCUGGGUGGCUUGCUUGCAUCUACUGGUCUCAUCCUGGGCUCAUUUGCCACCAGUCUGAAGCAUCUCUACCUCACUCUGGGAGUUGUUACAGGUCUUGGAUUUGCACUUUGUUACUCCCCAGCUAUUGCCAUGGUUGGCAAGUAUUUCAGCAGACGGAAAGCCCUUGCUUAUGGGAUCGCCAUGUCGGGAAGUGGCAUUGGCACCUUCGUCCUGGCUCCUGUGGUUCAGCUCCUUAUCGAACAGUUUUCCUGGAGGGGAGCAUUACUCAUUCUUGGGGGCUUCGUUUUGAAUCUCUGUGUUUGCGGUGCCUUGAUGCGGCCAAUUACUCUUAAAGAGGACCAUACAACUCCAGAGCAGAACCAUGUCUGUAGAACUCAGACACGAGACUUUAAGAGAGUGUCUCCUUGUACAACUUUGACCAACAAAUGGGUGCAGACCUGCCUUUGCUGCUCUUUGCAGCAGGAAUACAGUUUUUUACUGAUGUCAGACUUUGUUGUGUUAGCCGUCUCUGUUCUGUUUAUGGCUUAUGGCUGCAGCCCUCUCUUUGUGUACUUGGUGCCUUAUGCUUUGAGUGUUGGAGUGAGUCACCAGCAAGCUGCUUUUCUUAUGUCCAUUCUUGGGGUGAUUGACAUUAUUGGCAAUAUCACAUUUGGAUGGCUCACCGACAGAAGGUGUCUGAAGAAUUACCGGUAUGUUUGCUACCUCUUUGCCGUGGGACUAGAUGGGCUCUGCUAUCUUUGCCUCCCAAUGCUUCAAAGUCUUCCCCUGCUCGUGCCUUUCUCUUGUACCUUUGGCUACUUUGAUGGUGCCUAUGUGACUUUGAUCCCAGUAGUGACUGCAGAAAUAGUGGGGACUACAUCUUUGUCAUCAGCGCUUGGUGUGGUGUACUUCCUUCAUGCAGUGCCAUACUUGGUGAGCCCACCCAUCGCAGGCUGGCUUGUAGAUGCGACUGGCAGCUACACUGCAGCAUUUCUUCUCUGUGGAUUUUCAAUGAUAUUUAGUUCUGUGUUGCUUGGCUUUGCUAGACUUGUAAAGAAGAUGAGAAAAACCCAGCUGCGGUUCCUUGCCAAAGAAUCUGAUCCCAAGCUGCAGCUGUGGACCAAUGGAUCGGUGGCUUAUUCUGUAGCAAGAGGAUUAGAUCAGAAAGAUGAGGGGUCUGUGGCUAUGGCAGUGCCUGGUUACAACCCCACAUGACCAACAGCCUUGAGCCUGGGCACCUUCAGGUCUGAGAGAGGUGGGACCACUGGAUUGUACAAGUUUUUAAAGCAUUUUAUUUUGGCAGAAGCAUUGCUUUCCGAGGAAAUUAUUAUUAUUGUUUUGUUAACAUAUUUGUAGGGGAAAACAGAAAAUAACAAAGCAAAUUGGACUGGCUCAGAGUUUUCUCAUUUGAGAUUUGUACUCAAAAUUGAACUCACAUCUUUCAGGCAAUAAGCAUCACUCCACAGAGAAUGUUAGGCGAUAGCUGAUAUAAUUUUCUGUAAUUAGGGGUAAUUUCAAGACAUGACCAAAACAGAUGCCACUGGGCAGCAGCUUUGUCUCAAACUCUCUGCCCCUCCAUCCUCCCUUCUCAGUUAGAAGGUAAAAAGAAACAUUGGUGUGUAGGUUUGCUUAUUUUGUGCUGUUUGGAGAAGGGGAGUCUGCAAUAAUUGUUGCCUUUUCAAGAAUAAAAAGUAUUCUUCAACAACCCUAUUUAAAGUCCUAAUGAGAAACUCCACUAUGAAAAAGCUUUGCCAUCGUCAUCUUCCACCACCACUGAAAGCUCUUUGCAUAAGACUGAGGCUCAUCUUUGACAAGGGGCUCACCUCUAUCACAUACAAUACUUACUCUAAAUUUAUCAGGACACACCAAAUCACAGGGCAAUUUCUAAAUCUUACCUGAAAUGUUAACACCAACACUUCCCUGUUUUUCUUUAGAAAUAAAGCUUUUAUUUAAAUUGCAGACACAUUCCUGUUAGGAACAGAAAAAUGUUGGCAGUAUUCCAACUGGGCAGAAAUUGAAUUCUUGAAUCAGCAGGUCUCUGAUUAGAGUUUUCUUUUCAGCUCAGAUACUUAGGUUCAUCAUUACCCAAAACAGGACUUGGAGUUUUGCCUGAAAAAUAUUAUUCUAGAGAUGUUCUAAAGGUGAGAUUCUUUUCUCCCCGUGUUAAUUCUUGUUCCAGGGUCCACUCCUCUUCAUCUCUUUAUGAAUAAUCACUAGAAACUUGGUGAACUUUUUCAUCUGAAUGAGAAAUCUUCAUGGGUUAACCUCAGCAUCAUAGCACUCUCAUAAAUUACAGCUUUGGUUAGAGGAGAUGGAGGAGAAGGUUAAGAGGACUAGUGGUGUGAUGUUUUACAGUUUAUAAAACUUUCACCUACCUAACUCAUUGGAUUAGACUAGUUUACUCAAUCCCAACUACUCUACUUUGGUAGAGCAGUAUGGUUUCAGAUAAUUUCCCAGUCUUCAGAUUGAAGAGGGAGGGCAUGGGGAGAGAAGAGAAAGGCCAGAUCCCACAGCCUGUCUCCAACUAUUUUAAAUCCACAGAAUUGCAAUUCUGAAUGCCAAAUCAUGUUGCACCUAUAAAUAGGGGCAAGUUAUACAAUUGAAAGGAGGGUUUAAUUAUUCAAAAACUUAAAAUCUGAACCUCAAGGAAAUAUUUUGACCCUGAAGGCUAUUUAAUCCACUGUCCCCUGGGAGACUUCACAGAUGCCCUGCCAGGGGUCCUGAGAGAAAAAACACAGCAAUGAGGAAGAUCCUGGGUUGACUGAGCAUGUCAGCAGAAUGUUUGCCUAUAAAUGGACUAUUUCAUAAAAUUACAUAGUCAUACAUUGCUUUCAUUAUGAAAUACUGACUUGAUGUGAUGGGAGAAUACUGUAAUAUUUACAGUUGUUUUCCAGAGAGAAAUUUCAAUGUUACCUGUUAUCUUUUUACUUAGUUUGAGAAUUUAAUUUUGAACCUAUUUACUUUGUCAUUUUUAAAUUUAAAAACAGCAUUUGGAAAAUAUCUGUAAAAAGUCAAAGUUAAAAUGAAGUUUUAUGUGUUUGGAAUAGCACUUUACACUAAAUGUCAUUUCUUGAAUGUUCAAGUCUAAAGAUUUUUGGAAAUAUAAAUAGUUAUAAAUAUUCAUAUACAUAUUUUUCCUAGUGAUGAUCACAGCAAAAUUUUGUUUAUCUAGUUCUGCAGUAUAAUUUCUCUAAAGUAUUAUAAGUAUUCAUGAAAAAUAAGCAUAGCGAUCAGAGCUUUUAAAAAUUUGUAUAAAAUAUCUUGGAUAUUUUGACUUUAUACAUGCAUAAAUUUGUAUUUUACUUUCCUUUUUGGAGCAGCAGUUUUAGAAAACCAGUAAGGAAAAUGUAGAUCGUAGAGUCUACUAUUGUCAUCUACACAAAAUUUUACUGUUAAGGUUCCACGUGCCUAUACUGUUUAUUUCAAAAUGGAGGGAUUCAUGGGAAUAAUGUAUUUUAUGGAAUCAGAACACAAUUGUGGUGGGAUGAAUAUACAUCUUAAAUAUUUCUUUAUAGCACUGCAAGCUCUGCUUUGAAAUUGACUGAGUAAAAAAGCAAAAGAAACUAUUUAACUUCUGUGGAAACACUGUACCACUGGGCCUUUUUUCAUAUUGUGAUUUCAACUAAUAGAUCAGAUAUUUAUGCUAAUAUUUUCUUAUUUCAAAAGCAUAAUAAAAUGAGUUUAUAGUCAU